AUGCAGACCUCCGUCCUGACCUGCGCAGGCCUGGGCAAGCCUGCAGUGAAAACAUGCAAAGCGCCUCGCAGGGCAGUGCAGGUGGUGGCCACCUCCGCUAGGCAUUCGUCCAACCUGUGGACGCCCACCUCGCAGCGCGGUGUCGACUUUGGCAGCAGGGUGGCGGCCGAGAAUGUCAUUUAUGCCGGGCAGGGCCCGCCGCCGCCCAGCCCAAUGGUGGUGGAGCGAUUCCAGCAGGUCAUCUCGCAGCUCUUCUCGCAGCGCAUAGUGCGGCUAGGCGGGCCGGUGGAUGAUGACAUGGCCAACCUGAUUGUGGCGCAGCUGCUCUACCUGGACUCGGCGGACCCCAACAGGGACAUCACCCUGUACAUCAAUUCCCCUGGUGGCUCUGUUACCGCAGGCAUGGCGGUGUUUGACACCAUGCGCCACAUCCGCCCCAACGUGUCCACCGUGUGCGUGGGCCUGGCAGCGUCCAUGGGUGCCUUCCUGCUGGCGUCUGGCCAUCAAGGCAAGCGGUACAGCCUUCCCAACAGCCGCAUCAUGAUUCACCAGCCCCUGGGUGGUGCCCAGGGCCAGGCGGCUGACAUUGAAAUCCAGGCGAAUGAGAUCCUGCAUCACAAGCUCACGCUCAACGGCUACCUGGCUGAGUUCACGGGGCAGAGCAUGGACACCAUCACAGCCGACACCGACCGUGAUUUCUUUAUGAGCGCACAGGAGGCGGUGGAGUAUGGCCUGAUUGAUGCAGUGGUGAGCAAGCCUGUGCUGGCAAUGGCAUAA
Messenger RNA from Chlorella variabilis, 777 nucleotides. RefSeq lists its product as hypothetical. The transcript is spliced from 6 exons. NCBI's taxonomy places the organism in Eukaryota, Viridiplantae, Chlorophyta, Trebouxiophyceae, Chlorellales, Chlorellaceae. The record is from RefSeq and is a predicted model, not a curated record. Gene Ontology annotation, biological process: protein quality control for misfolded or incompletely synthesized proteins. Gene Ontology annotation, cellular component: endopeptidase Clp complex. Gene Ontology annotation, molecular function: serine-type endopeptidase activity; ATPase binding; ATP-dependent peptidase activity. The coding region runs from base 1 to 777 and encodes 258 amino acids.